Athalia rosae (coleseed sawfly) is the source of this 1604-nucleotide messenger RNA. RefSeq names its product cytochrome b5-like. Bases 549 to 911 code for a protein of 120 amino acids. Gene Ontology annotation, molecular function: heme binding. Gene Ontology annotation, cellular component: membrane; intracellular membrane-bounded organelle. The transcript has 4 exons. The record is from RefSeq and is a predicted model, not a curated record. NCBI's taxonomy places the organism in Eukaryota, Metazoa, Arthropoda, Insecta, Hymenoptera, Athaliidae.
GAGUAUCGCACCGCUAUCAUCUGUAGUAAAUUUGUGCGCGUUGGGUAGUUGCAGCUGGAAUAUUAUGCGGUUACCGAUUGCAUAUAUAUACGUAUAUACCUGUGAAACAACAACGAUGACCUUGCGAGUGCAAAGCCAAGUCGGAGUGAGAUUGAUAGUUUUAUGAUGACCGCACAUUAUAACGAAACGAUAGAUCAAAAACGAAGCAUAGGAGACCAACAGGAUCGAUUUCAUUUACCGAGGGUGACGGAUUAGCACCUAAAUUGUGUACAGAAGGGUGGUGACUUUGAUUAUGGAUAUCUUCGAAACACAUCGAUACGAUGAAAAUAAAUAUAUCGCGUCGGAAUCGAGUUCGCCGGAUGUACUUACAUCGACGGGUCGUUACGACUUUUCAUACACAUGUACGAGGAGAAGGGGAAUUCUGUUAGUUAAAGAACUUCGUAAUGGAAAGUAUCGCCAGUUGAGUCGGUAGUCGGCUGUAAAACGGUUAACCGUCUGACGUUCGAAUCGCGAGACUGUUACCUAAUUUUAUUUUCAUCGGCGACGAUAUGGCGGACGCGGUACAAUACAGAUUAGAAGAAAUAAAUAGACAUAACGGAAGAGAAUCCUGUUGGAUCGUUAUCGAGGGAAAAGUCUAUGACGUUACGAAAUACAUAGACCAGCAUCCAGGCGGCGAUGAAGCGAUUUUAGACGACGCGGGCACGAACGCUACGCAAGAUUUUAUCGAUGUCGGGCACUCCAGCGACGCCAGAGAAAUUCUGGAGACUUUGUUCAUCGGAUAUUUACACCCGGAUGACGAGGAAAAGAACAACUCGACGUCAUGGUUGAGAAUCGCCGCGUACGCUUCGGUUCCAGUAAUAUUACCCGGUACCCUGAUGCUCGCCUUCGUUUUACUGAGCAGAAAAAAAUAAGGCGAUCAGAAGACGGUCUUCGGAAGAAUUAAACAUAAAUUUCCAUCGACGAAUAAAUGUCCGUAGGCUGAUCAUUGCCAAUUAUCGACCAUCAAUUUUUCAUGGGAAAAUACGGAUUUUAAAACGUUUUUCUUACCCUCGGUUACCUCGCGAAGAGAGUAUUGAAAAUUGAACGAUUCAAGGGGAGAGAGAAAGAUAUCGAAGAAUCGCGUAUCUUUCGAUUUCCAUUGUAUCUAUAUUUAAUGGAAAGUUUGGAAGUUUGAAGAUACUCAAAUGAGGCAUGUUCGGCGUUGAAAAUAAUCGACUUCGUGAAAGUAGGAGCAGGAUUGAUGAGAGCCCAUUGGGAUCAACGGGGGCUGAAUUUAUCUGCAAAGUUUGAACAAUGCCUGAGGAUCUGCUUUUCAGCCGCAGGUAGAAAUUAGAUUGAAAAAUAAAUCCAUCAUACUUACAGAGCUACGGCGAACUAAUGUGAGUUCCUUUUUCAACCUUGGAUAUAAAAAUGGCCGGUGAAUUAUUAAUUUCAACAAUAAUUCCUUGAAUGAGGUGUAUUUUUUUCGACGAAGAUCCUCGCUUCGCCGCUUAAAUUUUGUACGAUGCAAAAUAAAAAAACCUAUCAACUUUCAAAUUACCGACUCUAGAACUGGUGAGGAUGUAUUUGACUAUAAUAAAAAAAUAAAUGAAUAAAAAAAUCAA